Messenger RNA from Aspergillus pseudonomiae, 1503 nucleotides. RefSeq names its product major facilitator superfamily domain-containing protein. Gene Ontology annotation, biological process: transmembrane transport. The transcript is spliced from 2 exons. The record is from RefSeq and is a predicted model, not a curated record. Gene Ontology annotation, molecular function: transmembrane transporter activity. The coding region runs from base 1 to 1503 and encodes 500 amino acids. Gene Ontology annotation, cellular component: membrane. Lineage: Eukaryota; Fungi; Ascomycota; Eurotiomycetes; Eurotiales; Aspergillaceae.
AUGCAGACUGGUAGAGCUAUCGAGGAGCCUACGGAGGAGGAGCCACUCCUAGGACAUGUUCAUGAUGUCUCCUCACCUAAGCAUUUUCUCUCGGGCUAUCAACGCCUUCUCCUCCUCGUGGGCAUAUCGAUUGUCGCUGCCGACUUUGGAAAUGCUCUGACCGUCGCCCCUCAAAUCGCGAUAUUCGAGUCCCUUAUCUGUUACCAGCCUGGGGGAGGCGGUGAUUGCAAAUCUCCCGAGGUGCAAGGGGAGCUGGCCCUACUGAUCGGCUGGAAGGAUACUAUUGAUCAGCUACCUGGCAUCAUUCUGGCGCUGCCGUACGGCCUCGCAGCUGAUCGCUUUGGCCGCAAGCCCAUUUUACUUCUCUGCUUGGCUGGCCUCGUGCUGGAGGAGGUCGCUAUCCGCUUGGUAUGCUGGUGGAACGCUGUUAUCCCGUUAAGGAUGAUAUGGGUAACACCCAUCUUCCAGAUCAUUGGCGGUGGUUCACAGACAGCAACAGCCAUGGCCUACGCUAUGAUAACUGAUGUAGUCCCUUUGGAGAAACGGGCAUCGAUCUUCUACAUCAUGGCCGCUGUGGUCUUACUCGGCGAAAUUCUCGCCACUCCCAUCAGUGCGUUCCUUAUGAUGUCCAGUCCAUGGGUACCGACCCUGUUAGGUGUCGUAGUCCAGCUAGGGGGGUUGCUGGCGGCUGCGUUUGUGUCCGAGACACGUCCUGAUAAAUGUCCCAAACCUGACCAGCCGACGAAUACUCAUGAGCGACAGGAAGGAUUGCAGUGGGCUGGUGGUGGCGGCGACGGUACAGGGCAAGACUGCCCCCGGUCCAUGUAUCAAUAUUGGAAACACACCGUCAGUGAAUACUGGAAACAUCUCCAGGGCGCUGGUGGGAACGGCUGGGACCUCAACAUGGCCUACAUUGUGGGUACAUUUCUGCUAGCCAGCAUAGGUAAACAGGCGCUACAGUUAAUUAUCCCAUACGCGUCAAACCGCUUCAUGUGGAGUAUUCCGCGAGCCAGCUUCCUCGUCACGUUCAAGGGUGUCAUCAACCUGAUUACUCUCCUGCUGAUCCUCCCUUGGCUGUCAGCAAAGCUGAGUCGACAGAUGUCGUGGUCUCCGGCAGUCAAGGACCUCCGGGUUGUUCAAGGGAGUUCCUCGAUCCUCACUCUUGGGGCCUUGCUCAUGGCCCUGGCCGCCCAGCCCAGUAUAUUUGUCGCCGGGGUGUGUCUCUUUGGAUUUGGGUGGGGAUUUUACUCGGCGCUACGGAGUCUAGCGACAGCACUGGUCUCACCGUCUCAGGUAGGAGUACUCAACUCCGGGAUCGGUCUGGCACAAGGUAUCGGAUCGCUAGUCGCAGGACCCAUUCUGGCGGCUGCGUUUCGGCAAGGCCUGCGACAGGAAGGGUUCGGAAAAGGUCUGCCUUACCUGGUGGCCGGAGCAUUGUUCUUCUCGGCUAGUGCUUUCACCUGUUUGAUUCGUAUCACAAGAGAGGAGAAACCCAGCCCGUGA